Nothobranchius furzeri (turquoise killifish) is the source of this 1478-nucleotide messenger RNA. The record is from RefSeq and is a predicted model, not a curated record. Lineage: Eukaryota; Metazoa; Chordata; Actinopteri; Cyprinodontiformes; Nothobranchiidae.
UAGUGUGCGAAUGGAGAAGGAGGGAUUUGUGAGAAGUCUGAGCACACUUUUGGAGAGGGGGGUCGAUGUGCAGCAAGUCGUGACUGACCGCCACACAGGAGUGCAGAAGUAUUUGCGGGAGGAAAAAAAGGAAAUCAGUCACUACUUUGACCCCUGGCACAUGGGAAAAGGAAUUGGUAAGAAAAUCGAAGCGCUGGGGAAGAGAAAGACGACCCAGGAUGUGAGACUGUGGAAGCAAAGUGUGGUGAACCACCUCUACUGGUCAGCAUCCAGUUCCUCCUCAGGACAGGAGGCAGUAGCAAAGUGGACUUCAGUUGCCAACCACAUCCAAAAUGUGCACAGCCAUGACAACGCCCUGUUCCCUAGCUGUCUGCAUGCACCUCUGGAUGGAGAACAGGCAAGACAGUGGCUCAAACCAAGCACAGCAUCAUGUGAGAAGCUCACUGCCAUUCUGUUAGCUCCACGGUUUGUGAAGGACGUAGAGAAGAUAAGCCCUCAGUACCACACAUCCACCUUGGAGGCUUUCCACAGUCUCAUCAUCAGAUUUACUCCAAAAAGUCAGGUCUUCUCCUUCAAAGGAAUGCUGUCUAGAUUACAAAUUGCUGCAAUGCACUAUAAUGAAAAUGCAGCACGCUCACAUGCAGCAACAGCAACUGGUGAGCUGAGAUAUGCUGUAGUGUACCCAAAGUACAAACAUGGAGACUACACAGUGAGAGCCCUGAAGACCAAUCCAACCUCAUUAUAUGUGCACAAGCUUAUAGAUCUGCUGUUCGACUCUGUGGUGGUGGAUCCUCUCCCAUAUCAGGAGUACUCGGACAAAAUUCCGGUUCCAGAACCGCUCUGUGCCCAGUUCCAAAGACCAGAUAAACGGGAUGCUGUGAGCAGGCACAGGUCCAGGUUUUAAAGUGCACGUAAGCCAGGCUGCACACCACUGUACGACAGAGGAGUUACCUGUCGUCAUUAUGGAUCUUUAUGCUCAUCCACUCGUGACUCAUGCUGUCCACCUCCCAGAUGUCUAUUGAUCUCUACAACCUUUCUGCUCUGUGGCUCCCAUACAACUUGAAAAUCUUGGCCAGCCUCCUGAUAUUGUUACAGAAAAGCCUGUGCUCCCGGGAUCCAUCUCCACGUUUGUCAUCACAGUGAAAGCUACCUCCAGUCUAAGGAACCAAAGAAACAUCACUGAUGGCCCAACCUAUCCUCACAUGGCUCCAGAAUCUCUGCUUGUGGUUUAGAGUUUUGUCAAAAAUCAUGAAAGUUAUGAUCAGAUUGUAAUCUAACGUUGUCUUAGUAGUAGCUAUAAUAAAUGUUAUCUUUAAAGCGCAAUUGUGUCAUUUUAAAUACAAUUAUAUUGAUAUUUUGAUUUGUAUAAAUACAUAUAUCACAUUUAUUAAAUUAUCAUUCAUUUUUACCUAAUUGAACCUGCUCUAGAUUAGACUUCAUUAAUCACACAGGGUGUAAACUCACUUGUUACAGCAGCA